UUCUUGGUCGUGAAACUAACCUAAGAAGUGCUUUGAUAGGAUUGUCAAAAUUUGUAGAUAUUACCCCAUUUGAUAAAUAUGUUUAGAUCCGAACUGCAACCGGGCUUGCCGCUGCAUCACUUUCCAACGCCGACCCAACUGCAGGUUCUACAGCAAAGAGUCGAGGAUAACCAACAGCGUCGACCCCAGCCGCCCUUUGCCGCCCAGAACGUCCGAGCCCCAUCGGACGCAAGCGAUGACCGGCAUGAAGAGGUGGGGCUUUUCAUGAGACGAUGCUAUAUGACAGCCGGCCUAUUCAUCGUGGUCACAGCCUGGCAGUGGAUGAUCCUUUCGUAUGUGUUGAAACAGGACGGCGACUAUAUAAUCGGCGGAUUUAUCUGUCUCGUCAGCUCGUUCGCAGUUCUCGUUAUUUUAGCCAUUUGCGUGCAGUUUCGCCACAAUGUCGCAUGCGGUUACAUUUUGGGUUGGCUUUUCGUGGAGACGGCUGCCAUGGGAAUUGUUCUUAUGAUGCCCGAGCGCUCGUUGGAGCACAUCUGCCUUACCUUGUUGGUGGCUCUGUCGGUUUUGGUCUUCUGCUACUUGCUAGGCGCAUGGGUGCCCAAGGUGGUUCUGCCUGGAGAGAUCACAGUCUUCCUAUUUCUGGUUAUUUUUAUUGUGAUGAGUAUCAUUUUGCUGACUCUUUCUAUUGUGACGGAUCAGCCUAAAUACAAAACGCUAUACUUCGUCCUGUUGGCCGUCUUCCUGGUGCCCACAUCCGUUUACCACUCACAGGUCAUCCAUGGCCGUCGAUUUCGAGUGCCCUCCAAGGAAUUCAUCAACUUUGCCGUGUCAGUCUACGUGAAUUUCCUAAUGUUCUUCGCCUCCAUUUAUUAUAGUAUGUGGGCGUGGGAGUGGUAACAGCUCCUUGUGGCAAUAAAGGCUUCUGCGAUUUUUUACAAUUCGCAUAUUUUAUCGUUCUUGUUCUA
Drosophila willistoni is the source of this 965-nucleotide messenger RNA. RefSeq lists its product as uncharacterized. The transcript has a single exon. The coding region runs from base 79 to 897 and encodes 272 amino acids. The record is from RefSeq and is a predicted model, not a curated record. NCBI's taxonomy places the organism in Eukaryota, Metazoa, Arthropoda, Insecta, Diptera, Drosophilidae.